UUUAAGUUAAAGUCGUCUAAAGAUGUUGCUGAAGUCGUUACUGUUAUUAGGCUGCGUGGCUCUUAUCCACGGAGCUGCCCUCCAGGAACAGGAAGAGGCCGCUGAGACAAUAGUGAACAUUCUCAAUGAGGAGCAGAUGGCAAAGUUUUUGGCUGAAAAUCCAGACGCUAUUAAGUUGAACCGUGAAGUUUCUAUUCAGGGAAGAGCUGAUUACACUGUGUAUAAGCUUACAUGGACUCUAGGAGCCCGCAAGAGCGGUGACACAAAUGUGUACAACGGUUACAGUGACUAUAUCUGGUUCGAGCAGGCUUCAAACCCUCAAAUUAUUGUGACUUAUCCCAAAGAAGGCACCGGCAAAGUUGUCACCCACGUGUCCAUUGAAACCAAGCAAUCAUCCACUUCAGGAGAGGCUUACGUAUCCGCCGGUGGUAUUGGUCAACGCACCAUUCAAUUUUACGUGCGUGGCUAUAACACCAUCUUCUAUGCCUGGGACAUUAACAUCUAUGGCCAAUAAAAGAAUUGUUGCCUUAAGUGUUUUAAAAAUAAACUCAAGCGUAUAACAA
Drosophila albomicans is the source of this 563-nucleotide messenger RNA. RefSeq lists its product as uncharacterized. Bases 23 to 514 code for a protein of 163 amino acids. NCBI's taxonomy places the organism in Eukaryota, Metazoa, Arthropoda, Insecta, Diptera, Drosophilidae. The record is from RefSeq and is a predicted model, not a curated record. The transcript has 2 exons.